ACGUGCGUUGUCAUUGCACUUGUGGUCUGUGCAUGUGCUCCAGCAGACACACGAGCUGCCACACGACUUGGGAGCCAAGUCCUCACACAGCAAAAUCUUGCCCGGGCCUUGAAAAGCUUCCAUCCUAAAGACACACAGGCAGAGUAGACGAGAGAAAGAGAGAGACACGGAUGCAGCCAAGCCAUGUGUUGAUGUCUUACGCUGUGCAUAGGACUCUCUCUUGCUGUGGAGGACAACCCUUCUUGGUCGUCUGCUGUGCGUCCACAGCAAACCGUAGGCCGCUCUUGAGGGCGCCAGGGUCGCAGAAAGCUGCACAAAAACACACACACACACGCACAGACACUCACAAUCCAAAGAGGAGCAUGGGGUUGUGAGUGAUCGGGACCUCUGCAGUUGCUGAAACACGACUGUCCCACGGCGAGGCGCUGCGCGUACUCACACAAGGGGAUUUCACCUCUGCCUGUUAUGUCAGCUUGCGACAGGAUGAGGUGAUUCGCUGUGGCAACAGUCACGCCACAUGCCGAGACGAGCAACAACAGCAGCACUCUCAUUGUCUUCCUUCUCAGCGGCAGUCAGAGAGACUCUCCAGUGGCAGUCAGAGCAACGUGUGUGUGUACCGCUCGUAAGAGAGUGCGUAUAAUUGGACGUUAAAUACACAUGACAUACAUACAAACAUGUCUGAAUGUCUCAUCAUUCAUUCGCUCAUUCGCCCAUUUGCCCAUCCACUCAUUCACUCACUCACUCACUCACUCCCUCCUCCCCUGUGGAUGAUCUGAUUGUCCCGUCCGCCCGCAGCCCCAGCAACGACAUUGCUUCCACGUCCAUGUCUGUCACUCCACCCUGUGCACAGGCCAUGCACGAAUCGGGUGGGUCAUCCACACACGACUGACACAGCAGGUGACCGCACGGGUAGUUGGCAGCACACGCGGGAGGCAACACUGCCGACGAUGCACCGGCACUCAGCGCCUGCAGCGCAGCAGAGAAACAGAUGAGGAAAAAACAUACAUAUGAGGGAAAAAGGUGGCAUGCCUUUCUCUUCUCUGUCUUACCCUUGCAGCGCAGAACGUGCACGACCACUGCUUCAGCGACGCGGUCAGCGUGUCAUUGUCGCUCCUGAGCCGCUUGGCCUCCUGGGUCUUUCCCUCGAGUGCUGCCUUCAGUUCUCUGAUGCGCUGGUUGAGCUGCUGCGGAUCCUCUUCAGCCACCCGGGCGUCUCUUGGAGGCCUGUCCCCACCGUCGCCUGCACCCGAGCUGCCACCACCACCUUGGGCACCCGCUGGGCGAUUAGAUGGUGGCGGCUGCUGCUGCUGACCGCUGCCCUGCUGUUGCUGCUGCCGGCGGUGGUUGUUGCCAUCGGGGUGGUCUCGCUGCUGCCCGCCGCCGGCCCUUUAAUGUAAGGCAGCAGGCAUUCAAUCGAUCCCAUCCCAGCGCUUGCCUCCGUGUAUGCAUACCCUUACGUAGCUGUGCGGACGGCGCCGGCCUCCACGCCAUUGCGGGCCGCGUCGUCCUCGUCGUGUCCGAAAACGUCAGCAAGGUCGUCAUUCGGGCUGGAGGCCUGCAGAAAGCAAUGCAGGAUGGACACACAUUACAAAGCGUCUCUCCCUCUACCUUCCUCUCUCGCCCACCUUGUCUUUCGCGGCAGCUGUCCCGUUUGCCUUGGCAGGGAGGCGUCUGUCGUCGUCUUCAUCUGAAUCGACAACGCGGCGUCGAUUUCGGCGGUUGAUGCGAGAGCCAUCCUCAUCGUCACCGCCAUCAUUGUUGCCGGCUCUCACGUCCCCCCGCUGCCGCUUGUCGCCCGCAUGCGCAUCCUCCUCCUUUGCCUUGGCCUUCUUCUUGUGCUGUUUCUUGUGCCUCUUGCCCGUCUCCCUGUCCCUGUUGUCGUCGUCCCCCUUGUCAGCAGCCUUGUCGCGGUGCUUCCUCUUCUUGUGCCCCUUGCCCUUGGCAUCCUCACCCGCUGAUGCGGGCACAGCCGCCUCGGAAGGCUCCUGGAAGUCGCGCAUGGAGGGCGAGUUGGUGUGGGGCGGCCCUGACUCGCCGGGAGAUGAUUCAGGCACGGCAGGAGUGGGGCCGGACCGGCUCGGCUUGGCGUCGCUCGCACUCCGCUGAGGCUCCCCUGGUCGACUGACGGCCGCUUCAGCUUCAGGAUGCGCGGACGUCGGCUGCGAUGGCUCCGACUCAUUGACCAGCUUUAGCUUCGACUUGGACUUGGUCUUGGACUUCUUCAGAAGACUCACACCACCGGCGAAGCCCUUGGCGGGCGGCUGCUCCACGCCCUUGCUGGACGCAGGAUGAGCACUCUCGGCCGCAGUGGGGCUAGCACCCGACAGCUCGGGGAGUGUGGCGGUUGAGUCGCCCCUUGCCGCCUCCACUGGCCGCCGAAUGCGCUCCUCGCGCAGCGCCUGGCCGCGUCGUACCCAAGCAGUGGCCUCUUCCAGCUGAUCGAUGUCUCGGUAUGAGACGCGGUCGAAGGGGAAGCUGUCCUGGUUGAGUGGUCCUGCGGGCAGCGUGGAGGGGUCGUUAUUCUGCGCCCGACGCAGAAAGUCCCUCACGUACGCCGUCCCCUCGCCCGCGUCAGUCCUCUGCAGCUGGUCGGUCAGCCGAGUCACCAGAUCACGGAUGUCCGUGACGCCACGAGACGUAUCCCGCGUGAGCAGGCGAUCGAUGGGAUUCGCGAAGGAUGCACUGAGGACGGUAUUGCUGUUGCCCGGCAGAAGACUGAGGGCUCGGCCAUCGUACCGUUCUGGCUCUGGUGGGAGACCAGCCGGGCUGAUGGGCCGCUGCUUGGGCUGCUGGUCCACCUUAGGAGAGAGGUCCGGCUUGUGUUCGUCGGUGAGGGGAGCGUGCCAAGACUCGAUGAGGAUGGUGUGCUGAGGGAGGCCGGGUGGUGGCGCUAGAUGGUCGAGCUUGGCGAAGAUCCUGCGGCUCUCGUGGUCCUUGCAGCACAGCGUUGCGAAGCUCUUGUGCUGCUCGUGCCACCAGUGGACGAUCUCGGGCACUCUGCAGCCACUCGUCUCCUCUGGAUGGUCUCGCAUGUGCUGCGCGCACGUGUCGAUGAUGUACCGCUCCAGUGCGAUAGUGUUCCUGAUACACACACCACACACACACACAUACACAACACACAUGCUAGGGAUGUUUAUAUCGGCGCGUUGUGCCACGUGUGUGUGAUACCAUUCUUUCGGGAAGCCUUUGACGACAACACACAGCCGAGUUUUGAUGUCCUGCGGCACGUCCAUCAUGUUGGCGCUCGCCGGCCACUCGCACGGCUCCUCAAUCACAUCUGCAGUCCCUGAUCACAUAUCAGUCACAUGCGACCACAGAAGUCAUUCAGACCAGAGCAAAUCGUGCAUCCCUGAAUCCAAUCCGUGUCCUCACCUUCCUCUUUCAUCGAUUUCGCGGGCGAUUCAGCCUUGGGAGUCCCCACUGCCUCCUUAGCUCUCUCCGCCCCCGCGUGACCCUCCCUAACGGGCACCGACAUGACGGGAGGGGCACUCUGCACAGAGGCCGUGGUAGAGGCGACCACAGCAGCGGUAUGAGGAGCUGUAGCAGCAGCAUCUGCCACCGUUGACGGCCGUUGGUCCCACGGCGACUGGCGAGGUGGCCUUGGGAAGGGGGCAAAGCGGGUAGGUGGGCGGGGGUUGGGGAGCCCGGGCAGCUGCGGCACCUGGGGCGACGGGAUGGGCUCCACACGGGCAGGGGCAGGAGAGCUCACACCAUUCACAAGGCUGCCACAAGACGAACCGAAUAAAGUAUCGAUGAAAGCAGCACCCCUCACCCUGCUCGUCUCUCUUGGUGCGGUGUCACCUGUUAUCUGCAGGCGUCAUUGGGGUCUUUGGGGUCUCAGCGCGAUGGGGCGGGUUGCUGGGCGGAUUGCUGGGUGGCCCUUGGUCGCGUGGGUUGCUGCUGGGCGGCCCCGAGUGCUGUCCCUGUUCCCACCACGGCCUGUCGCCAGUGGGCUUGUUCCGGAAUCUCUCGAGGCUGAUCACGGGGUUGUCUUCCAUGGUGGCGUCAGCCGCAUCCACGUACUCCUGGGCGCGCCUUGGCUUGUUACCGAAUGCGGUGAUCAUGUUCUCUCUGUCAACGGGGGUGCGGCACCCGAUGGUGGCCAUGGGCUUACUGCCGAUGAAGAUGUCCUGCAGCUCGGGGAAGGGCACAUUCCUCGUGGCGGGAUUCUCACACCACACGCGACGAAGGAAGCCACGCACCUUGUCUUUCUCCCUGAUCCACAUGAGCACACGCACAGGGGGAUGCACACGAUCAUGCUGAAGUCAGUCAUAGCUACAACUGACCAUCUCAUGGGUUUGCCCAGCAGUGCGAGGCAGAGCAUCUCUCGCUGGUCGAGCUUGAGAUCUCUGAACUGCACUGGAUGCCCAUGGCUGUCGGUCGGCCACCUCACGCCAGACGGAGGUGAGAGACCACGCCCUGCACCACCCCCCGCCCCACACACACACCAUCAUUAUGACACCCAGAAGGAGCGUCAUCCAUCGCCCCCGCACCCACCCCUCGCCCUCCCUGCCUGUCUCUGCCUGGCUGUCGUCCUACUCGCGGCAGUGGGCGGGUGUCUGGCGCCGUGAAGGCCAUCCGCAUGCUCACGGUUGUCACGCCUGACUCCCGGGAAGGUAGCAUUGGGUCCACUCAGAGGGGGACGCCUCUGCGGCUGAUUGCCGUACAUAGCUGCCCUUGACGCCCCAAAGUCAGCUCAUUCGAGCGCCGAAUGACAGCAUCAGCAGCCAGCCCGACGAUCGUGCCUCCACCUCAAGGACGAUGCUUCAGUCGUCUCGCCCUCCUCCUCGUGUGGUGCAGGUCUGUGACGCGAGAGAUGGUGAAAGGGGGAUCUGCCGAGAGAGCCAGGUGCCGCAGAAUAGAUGUCCUCGUGGGUGCUGAAGUGCUCCGAGCACACAGAAGCCGCGCCUCAGAC
Vitrella brassicaformis is the source of this 4915-nucleotide messenger RNA. Lineage: Eukaryota; Vitrellaceae. The record is from the annotation of a GenBank genome assembly.